CUUGUGUCCUGUUCUGUGUCUGAUAUCUCCAACAGCUCUCCUGUGUUCAACCUCCCAUAGCUUGCCUUUUCUCUCAACCAGCUCCUGUUCCUCUGCUAUAUAUCCCAGCUCUUCCCUUUGCAUCCUCUGUGUUGCUACCACUAACCCAACCACUCCAAGAAGGAUUUACCACAAUGGCCCAACUAUCCACUGUUCCCAGUGUCCUUUCCAACAGACCCCACUACGACGAAGACCACAUCAGGUCCAUUGACAACGAAAACAAACGAUUGACUGAACAGGCCUUGAAAAAUUUAUCCACUUUUACUUACAUCAACGAUUCCGAUUGCGAGAAUAGCCCAAUUUCCAAUAGCAAGUCUAGCAAGUCCAGCAAGUCCAGCAAUAUAGAUACUCCUAAUACUGGCAAAAACGAUUCCAAUUUGGAUCCCAACGCCACAAGAAACUCAACUAAAAGUCAACUCAAUCACUACAAAAAUGAUAUCUUCGACGAUAUUACUCAAUUUAACCUAAAUAACCUCAACGACUUGGCUAAAACAACAAUUAUCGAUUCUUCUUUAUUGCCAAAUAAUAAUCAAAUCAAUACCAAUAAUAACACACAUAGUAUACAUAAUUUAAACAAUAUAAAUAAUAUAAAUAAUAUAAAUAAAAUAGCUUAUAUGGAUAUGCCUGAUCAAAUAAUUCCUCCAAAGGAUUUCCCAGUAAAAGCAAAAUGUGGUAACUCCUUGAAUUUAGAUCUCUUCAAUAUUACUAAUAAUGAUAGCCAAAUAAUAAGUGGUCCCAAUAGUACUAAUAACUCAAAUAUUGAUGAUGAUUUCCCAAGCAUAACUAAACAGCUAAAUAAUUCAAAGACUUCCCAAUUAAUAGCAAAUAAUUCAGUCGAAAAUCUUAACCAAAACCUAAAUCAAAAUAAUAAUAAUAAUAAUAAUAAUAAUAAUAAUAAUAAUAAUAAUAAAAUGAUAAUAAAAACAUAAAUCAAAAUUCAAAUCAAAAAGACAAUAUCAUUAUUACUAAUGAUAAUAAAACCACUACCACUACCACUACCACUACUAAUGCUGAUACUAAUAUCAAUACCGAUACUAACACUAACAUUAGCACUAACAACAAUACAGUUAAAAAAAA
Ascoidea rubescens DSM 1968 is the source of this 1116-nucleotide messenger RNA. RefSeq lists its product as uncharacterized. NCBI's taxonomy places the organism in Eukaryota, Fungi, Ascomycota, Saccharomycetes, Ascoideales, Ascoideaceae. The transcript has 2 exons. The record is from RefSeq and is a predicted model, not a curated record. The coding region runs from base 174 to 968 and encodes 264 amino acids.